Messenger RNA from Andrographis paniculata, 1615 nucleotides. Its product is annotated as transcription factor SPATULA-like. The transcript has 7 exons. Gene Ontology annotation, molecular function: protein dimerization activity. Gene Ontology annotation, cellular component: nucleus. The record is from RefSeq and is a predicted model, not a curated record. Lineage: Eukaryota; Viridiplantae; Streptophyta; Magnoliopsida; Lamiales; Acanthaceae. Bases 469 to 1356 code for a protein of 295 amino acids.
AAGACGUUCUUUUCUCCCAAGAUAGAAAAGAUCCAUCGCUCAGCUUUCUUGAUUGGAAUUUGGAAAAUCACACCUCCUUAAAUUAAAGGGCCACAUCUUCAAAUGGGGUUUCGUUUCUAUUUCUAUUCAUAUUCCUAUUUCUUGAGAUAUAUAUAUUAAUAUUUUAGCAGCCAAAAAACUGUCUCUGCCUGCACAACCCUCUCUAAAUCCUUCGAGUUUUUUCAUCUCCAUCUCAUGUCUCUUUGUUGUCUUUUCCGGAUAUAAGCAGGAACGAAAUUGUACCCACUAAAGUUCCAGACUUUCUUCCCUUAAAUUUCGAGUUUUGAUCGACUCUCAAAUAGGAGGGUUUAGAUUUAAGGAGUUUAUUUGUCUCUCUGUGUGUGUAUUUUUUUGGGAAGGUUUCAUUAUCAAGAACAUAGAAAAUUGUUUCUUUUUGUACGCUUGAUGUGAUCCUGUUGUAUUGCUGAGAUGUCGGAUCUUUACGGGAGCAAUGAAUCUGAAGAUAUGUCUUCCUUUCUCCAAAUUCUUCUUCAAAAUUCGUCGUCUUCUGCGCCCACCGCCGCUGCAACCACCGGCGCGCUGUUCUCCGGCGGAGGGGCGGUGGCUGAGCCCUCAACCAGCAUCAAUUUCUCUGAUCCCAACCGCUUCUUCCCCAGAGCAUCUGACGGAUUGAGCUCUUCUGCCCGACCCAAGAACUUAACUUCUAGCCGUGAGAAAAAUAUCAUACAGAGACCUGAAGCUUGUGAUGUUCCAGCCAAUUCUGUUCCGCCGCGAUCCUCGAAGAGGAGUAGAGCUGCAGAGGUUCAUAAUUUGUCUGAAAAGAGGAGGCGAAGCCGAAUCAAUGAAAAGCUCAAAGCACUUCAGACAUUGAUCCCAAAUUCUAACAAAACUGACAAGGCGUCAAUGUUGGAUGAAGCCAUUGAAUAUCUGAAGCAGCUUCAACUCCAAGUCCAGAUGUUGACAAUGAGGAAUGGAUUAAGUUUACAUCCCGGAUAUUCGCUGGGAUCGCUCCAGUCUAUGUCAGUCCCUUCAGCAGGACUCGAAUUAUUCGAGGGAAACGCAGUGCUGAAUCCUAAUCGAGGCGCGGACACAUCAGCACUCACCAGGAACCAAGAUCUCUUAAUGCAAGGCGCUCUGGAACCGUCGCCGUCAAAUCCUCAGAUCCUCAUGCCUCCCGUGGCGAACAGCUCUGAUUCGGGAAUCAUGCCUAGCUUUGCGCCGUCAGCUCAAAAUCAUUACGGAUUGCUAAAUCACUUACCCCCUGCAAAGGAUGUUUGCCGCGACGACACAUUGUCGAGGCUGCAGUUAGACAUAAGUUGCUCCGGAAACAACUCCUCCCCGGGAGUAUCGUCCUAAUAAACUAACAAAUCGAAGAAUGCUGCGGCACGCGGAUCAUCGUACUCUUCUUCUGGUUGUAACGGUAACAAAAUGAGAGCCAAAAUUCUUUAGCAAUUCUAGACACUUAACAAUCUGUGAAAACCAUUGUUGGGUAUUAAAUUUGUGGACACAGAAAGUGUUGUCUUUUUCUUGAGACAAUCAUCGCAGCACUUACUUUUACAUGAAAAACUGCCAUUGUAAAAGUGUCUCUUCCAUUCCAAUUCCAAGAUUUUUAGUA